GAUCCUCUCCUCGGCCCGGCUCAGUCCGGCUUGUGAUGAUGGGUCGCAACGACAAGCUGCUGACGGUGGGACUCUGACCCCCCCCCCACACACACACACACACACACACACACGCCUUCCAGGCCCCCACCCCCGGGCCCCCACAUUCACACUCGCACUUGUGCCUUCACACUUUCACAUUAAAAGCUUUAAGCUCAAUCCCGUUUGAUUGUUUUUGCUGUUGUUGUCGUCGUUGUUUUGCUUUCUUCGAAUAACCGAUUUGAAGCGCGCCGCGGUUACUUAGGGGCGGUCAAGCGAAGCCCGGCGCGACCUUUUCAAACGCAACAGCGCGAGCCAUCGUCGCAGUCUUAUUUUGAAAGGUCGGCGCGUGCCUUUACACGCGCGCUCCCGCGUGAGUCGCUGGAGCCGAGUCGCUCGAGCUUCUUUGGGACUUUGGGACGGCGACAUGAAGACAAACGAGUGACGGGCGGCGGCAGCAGCAGCAGCGCGCCAAGCAUCACGGGCUCCUCAUUGGCUGGAGGAGGACGAGUGGGCGGGGCAUCUCAUGAGCACCGGACCGGGCUCUGCUCGACCUGCGGAAGCAACAUGAGACUCAGGCGCUUCCUGAUGCUCCUGACCUGCACCGCCGUUCUUGGGGGCGACGACACGGAGCUGUGCGCCGGGCGAGACUGUUCCGCCUGUCGAUGCUUUCCGGCGAAGGGAGCCAGGGGGUCUCCGGGGUCUCUUGGGCCUCAGGGCCCUCAGGGGCCCCCAGGCUUCCCAGGCCCGCAGGGUCCUCCAGGAGAGAAAGGCAAGCGAGGAGCCGAAGGCUCGGCAGGACCUCCGGGACCAAAAGGAGACACGGGAGCUGUUGGUGUUCCCGGAUUUCCUGGUUUAGAGGGAGUCCCGGGUCACCCGGGCCCAGCUGGUGGUCCUGGUUUUCCAGGUGUGGAUGGAUGUAAUGGGACGAGAGGAAGACAGGGAAAUCCUGGACUACCUGGAGAACAAGGGCCCCGCGGUGCAACGGGCUUUCAAGGAUCAAAGGGAUUUCCGGGAGAUCCGGCGUUCUUCUUUCUCCAGUAUCCUGGAGUCCCCGGUGACGCCGGCCUCGAGGGACUUCCUGGUCUGCCGGGUGGACCAGGUCCGAGAGGUUUAACGGGAUUCUUGGGUGCUGGUGGUCCUGACGGACUAAAUGGUCUCCCUGGCCUGCCAGGUUCCAGGGGUCUGCCUGGCGAACGAGGUCGAUCGGUGCUGGGACCGAAAGGGGAUGAGGGUGAACAAGGUUUACAGGGUCCCCCGGGCCCAUUUGAGUAUGUAGACCCCCCAGAGGAAUUCUACAUCAAAGGAGAGCAGGGUCCGGCGGGGCCCAAAGGGGUUUGUGGAGCGCAAGGCCUGCCAGGUCUGGAUGUUUUCCCUGGCGUCAAGGGCGAGAAGGGGAUUGUGGGACUUCCUGGACCCAGGGGCUUUCAAGGAUCAAAGGGAUUUCCGGGAGAUCCGGCGUUCUUCUUUCUCCAGUAUCCUGGAGUCCCCGGUGACGCCGGCCUCGAGGGACUUCCUGGUCUGCCGGGUGGACCAGGUCCGAGAGGUUUAACGGGAUUCUUGGGUGCUGGUGGUCCUGACGGACUAAAUGGUCUCCCUGGCCUGCCAGGUUCCAGGGGUCUGCCUGGCGAACGAGGUCGAUCGGUGCUGGGACCGAAAGGGGAUGAGGGUGAACAAGGUUUACAGGGUCCCCCGGGCCCAUUUGAGUAUGUAGACCCCCCAGAGGAAUUCUACAUCAAAGGAGAGCAGGGUCCGGCGGGGCCCAAAGGGGUUUGUGGAGCGCAAGGCCUGCCAGGUCUGGAUGUUUUCCCUGGCGUCAAGGGCGAGAAGGGGAUUGUGGGACUUCCUGGACCCAGGGGACUCCCGGGACGCCCUGGUCUACCUGGUUACAAAGGAGCUCAGGGCCCUGGAGGAAGCUCUGGUCUUCCAGGUUUGAUCGGACAAGAAGGUCCAAAGGGCAUGAUGGGAGAUCCUGGUCUCAAAGGCCUCCCUCGGGAAAUUGUCAUCACCCUUUUGGGUGACGCUGGAGAUCCAGGGACUCCGGGCCUGACAGGACCUCCGGGAGAUCGUGGAUUCAUGGGACCGCAAGGGCCCCGAGGAUCCCCUGGUAGAUCCAUACCAGGGCCAGCAGGUGUGGUGGGAGUGAGGGGGACUCCUGGAUGCAGAGGUGACAAAGGAGAUCCAGGUCAGGUUAUCACAGAUCAAGCAUUACCUGGAGAAACUGGAAGACCUGGCAGCCCAGGCCCCAGAGGUGCAAAAGGCCAACCUGGGAUGCCAGGCUUUUACUGCCUUCCGGGAGUGCCAGGAGAAUCUGGAGAACCUGGUGAACUAGGGCCUUUUGGCCCACCAGGUGAUCGGGGAUUCAAAGGGCGCCAAGGUGAAUGCUUCUGUGGUCCUCCAUUUAUGGUGAGGGGAGCCCCAGGCCCAGUGGGGAAGCCCGGUUUGGCGGGGUAUCCAGGGUCCCCUGGAGCUCAGGGGCCAAGAGGGGAGACAGGCUGCGUGGGAGACACGGGUGUGACUGGACAGCCGGGCCUCGGUGGCUUACCUGGUGUCAAAGGGUUCAAAGGUCAAAAAGGAGACUUCAUUGUGGUAGAAAUCAAAGGUGAGAAGGGCGCAAGAGGUGAGCCGGGUCUUGCAGGUAGACAAGGUUUUCCUGGGAGAAGAGGGCAGGAUGGACUCCCAGGACUCCCCGGAAGCCCUGGACCUCAGGGAGAACGUACCUCCAGUUCUCCAGGGGACAGAGGCCUGAAGGGUCUCCCUGGCCCCAAAGGACUAACUGGACCCACUGGACCCCAGGGAUCCGGUGUGGUUGGGGCAAUAGGAAAUCGGGGCGAUCCAGGAUCCCCGGGACUUCCAGGUUUCGCUGGCUUCCCUGGCCUGAAAGGUGCUCAAGGUGAAACACUUCCUUGUAUACCCAGAAACCCUGGAGCCCCAGGACAGAAAGGGGAGGCCGGAGAUACAGGCCUCAGAGGGCUUCCUGGUCCUCCUGGUUUCAAUGGAUUCACUGGACCCGAUGGACCUAAAGGGGAAAAAGGACAGUCUGGACUUCCUGGACCACACGGACUAGCAGGACCACGAGGUCUUAUUGGAGAUAUUGGAGUUGAAGGACCUGAAGGCUUCAGUUUUGCCGGAGAGCCAGGCUCUCCGGGUGCACCGGGCACUCCUGGACUGAGAGGACCAGCUGGUGAGUCUUAUGUGGGGACCUCAGGACCCGUUGGCUUUCCAGGCUUAGUGGGCUCUCCGGGACCUAAAGGAGUCCCAGGCCAAGCUGGCAACCAGGGUUUCCAAGGGGUCCCAGGUCUGCCCGGAGUUCCAGGGCCUAAGGGCCAAAGAGGACAGGAUGGGGCACCGGGCAAUAAUGGUUCCCCCGGCCCCAUCUCUGAUCUGUGCCAAAGAGGAAAACCUGGUCCCACAGGCCCUCCCGGUCCACAAGGAGCUACUGGCCCCUCUGGAUGUUUUGGGGAGAAAGGUGAUAUGGGAGAACCAGGAUCACCAGGGUAUGGCCCCCGCGGCCCUGUGGGCAAACCAGGGUCUCCUGGUUUUCCUGGGUAUCCGGGACUUCCGGGCCCUCCUGGUCCCAGUGGAGAAUCUGGAUUUGCUGGGUGGGAUGGACAGAAAGGUCUGACGGGACCCCUUGGUAACAACGGUGUCCAAGGAGUGCAAGGAUUGAUUGGGUUCCCAGGAUAUCCAGGGGGGACAGGAGAGAGAGGACCUAAUGGACAAGAUGGCAGGCCAGGAUGUCAAGGUCCCAAAGGAGAGAAGGGCUGUAAAGGGUACCCGGGACCGACCGGGGAGACAGUGGGUGUCCCUAUCAAAGGUGAAAGAGGAAAGCCUGGUCCGCCCGGUGUCAAUGGUUUCCCCGGUGCACGAGGAAAUAAGGGUGCACGAGGACUUUUGGGCAAGCCUGGGCCCCCAGGCACCAAUAUGCCGCCGGGCAUCAGCGGGACGCCGGGUCCACAAGGGUCUUUAGGCAAACCGGGGCUUUCUGGAGGACCUGGGCCUCCUGGACCUUCCGGUUUUCUUGGCUUCCCUGGAGAACCAGGAGACCCAGGUGACCAAGGAUGCCCUGGGAGGCCCGGAGAACGCGGUCGACGAGGACCUCCUGGGUCCAAAGGUGAUCAAGGAGAGUCGCGCAGUAGACCUGGUUUACCUGGAGACAGGGGGCCUCCUGGAGCCCCGGGACCCCGAGGUGCUUCUGGACCUCGAGGUGAUCCUGGAGCACCUGGUUUCAUCGGAGAGCCAGGUCAGAGAGGCUGCAAAGGAGAUCUCGGACAGCCUGGGGGGCAAGGAGCACCAGGUGUGAUUGGACCCCCAGGCCCCAGAGGCCGCCCAGGGGUUCCAGGUCUUCCUGGCAACGCGGGUGCCGACGGUCCCCCUGGACCGUACGGCAUCUCAGGACUCCAAGGUCCUCCAGGACCACUGGGACUUCACGGCCUGGAUGGACUAAAGGGGGUGAAAGGGGACAUUGGCAGCAGAGGUCUCAGUGUUCCUGGUUCCCAAGGUUCUCAAGGUCUUCCGGGAGAUAAAGGCCCGUUUGGUCCUCCGGGUCUCCCAGGUUCAUCACAGCAUGGACCUCCAGGACCCAAAGGCCCUUCAGGAUCUAGAGGGACACAAGGACAAAUUGGACCUUCGGGUGCAUCCGGACCUGACUGUAAAAACCCCCCCUCUGGGAUUUCAGGAGACCCUGGCGAACCCGGGCCAGAUGGAGAGCCAGGUUACCUUGGCGAGAUGGGCAGUGCGGGUCCUAACCCUCCAGUGCCUGGCGAUGAUGGGGACAACGGGGGCAACGGAUACCCUGGUCCAAAGGGAGACAAAGGGCUUCCAGGGCCCAAGGGACAAGCAGGCAUCGGUGGAUUUCCAGGUUUAAAAGGAGAGCGAGGGUCAAUGGGCCUGAUGGGGAUACCUGGAAAUGCGGGCCCGAGAGGUUUCCCGGGACCAACUGGACCUCUUGGGUCGCAGGGUUGUACUGGUCAGGAGGGUCCAAAGGGGGAGAGAGGCAGAGUUUUCCCUUGCCCCACUUACCCUUCACCCCAACAGGGCCCUCCAGGACCCUCCGGGCUACCGGGUCUUCCAGGAAGUACUGGUUUUCCGGGAGAAAGUGGCCUCAAGGGACUCAAAGGUAUGAAGGGGGAUGCCGGGUGUGUGGGACCCCAAGGCCCUCAGGGACCUCCGGGACCUGUUGGGGAGCCAGGUCGACGAGGCCCAGAGGGGGAGAGCGGUGAGAUGGGAGCAAAAGGUGAUCCUGGUUUGACUGGAGACCGUGGAGCCCCUGGACCAUCCAGACCCUUGAACGCGGGCUUCCUAAUGGUCAUCCACAGCCAGUCCAGAGCGCCUCCAUCGUGCCCGCAGGGGAUGCAAACUCUGUGGGUGGGAUACAGCCUGUUGUACCUGGAAGGCCAGGAGAAGGCGCACACUCAGGACCUCGGCCAGGCGGGCUCGUGCAUGCGCGUCUUCUCCACCAUGCCCUUCGCCUCGUGCAACAUGGGAACGUGCUCGUACGCCGGCCGCAACGACAAAUCCUACUGGCUGUCGGCCACGGCCGCCGUGCCCGCCCUGCCCGUGGCCGGAGCCUCCAUCGAAGAGCACAUCAGCCGCUGCGCCGUUUGCGAGGCGCCCUCCGCCCCCGCGGCCCUGCACAGCCAGUCGUCCAGCCGCCCUCCGUGCCCUCCCGACUGGACCAGCCUGUGGACCGGCUAUUCCUUCCUCAUGCACACGGGCGCCGGCGACGAGGGCGGCGGUCAGUCGCUGACGUCGUCGGGCAGUUGCCUGCGGGACUUCCGGCCGCAGCCCUUCGUGGAGUGCCAGGGCCCGCGGGGGACGUGCCACUACUUUGCCAACAUCUACAGCUUCUGGCUGACGGCGCCCGACGCCGAGGCCCGCCGGCACGCCGCCAACGUGGGACGCUGCAACGUCUGCAUCAAGGUGGCCCCGCCCCCGCAGCAAACGCCCGCCUCCGAUGACGACCGCUUCGAAUGA
Molecule: messenger RNA, 5994 nt
Organism: Hippocampus comes (tiger tail seahorse)
Lineage: Eukaryota; Metazoa; Chordata; Actinopteri; Syngnathiformes; Syngnathidae
Gene: col4a4
Product: collagen, type IV, alpha 4
Exons: 55
Coding region: 586-5994 (1802 amino acids)
Cellular component (GO): collagen trimer
Molecular function (GO): extracellular matrix structural constituent
Source: RefSeq, a predicted model, not a curated record